GCAUGUCUAAAUCUAACUGCAAACUUGACUGUUAGGACAAGAAUUUUGGUAGUGCUUGAUUUUCUUGGUUCAUGUCAUUUUGGUCAUCAUAAUCAUUAAUAUAAAUUGCAUGAGUGCAAGCCAGAUACUAACAAGUAACAAUACCACAACCUUUAUGCAAUCCUUUAUUUAUAUGUCCCUUCUCUCUUUUUUUUUUUUUUUUUCCCUUCAUUCUCCUGAACAACUAUUCGAGAGUUGAAUAAAUGUCAAUCUUGUUGGGUAAUUUACCAAACUUUUAGAAAAAUUAACAAGACAGGAUAUUCUAAGGGGGGUAUAACUUAGUGGUGGUUCUUUUUGUUUUUAGACAAUAUCUAUUGCUAGCAGCUGGAGAAGGAACUUUCCAAGUUAGUGGUGUCUAAAAAAGUGAAGCUUUCAACAGUUUUAGAAAUGGCUUUGUCUCUGUCUAUCUGACUCUGCCAUGGCUUUGCAUAUUGGUUGAUAUAUUUUGUUUUUUGGGAGCAUUAACAAACAAAAAGAACAUGAAGUUUAUGAAACUUGGAUCUAGGCCUGACACUUUCAUCACUACUGAGGCUGUAAGGUCAGUUAACUCUGAAGUUAUUAGUGAUCUCAUAGUCCAAGUAAAGGGUAGCAGAUAUUUGCUUCACAAGUUUCCCCUGCUAUCAAAGUGCUUAAGGUUACAAAGGCUAUGCUCUGAAAGUCCAGAAACCUCACAACACCAAAUAGUGCAGCUACCAGAUUUUCCUGGUGGAAUUGAAGCAUUUGAGCUAUGUGCAAAAUUCUGCUAUGGAAUCACCAUCACUCUAAGUGCCUACAACAUUGUUGCGGCUCGGUGUGCUGCAGAAUACCUGCAGAUGACAGAGGAUGUAGAGAAAGGAAACUUAAUCUACAAACUCGAAGUAUUCUUCAAUUCUUGCAUACUUUCAGGUUGGAAAGACUCAAUUGUGACAUUACAAAGUACCAAGUCCUUUCCUUUAUGGUCUGAGGACUUGGGAAUUACAAGCAGAUGUAUUGAAGCCAUUGCUUCAAAGGUUUUAGCACAUCCUUCAAAGGUGAAUUUAUCAAGGAGCUACUCGAAAAGAGGCCCAAGGGAUGAUAUUUCAUACAAUGAAUCAGAAAGUCGAAGGUACAAAACUUCAUCUAAGAGUUGGUGGGCUGAAGAAUUAGCAGAAUUGAGCAUAGACCUUUAUUGGAGAACUAUGAUAGCCAUCAAAUCUGGUGGGAAAGUACCUGCUAGUGUUAUCGGUGAUGCAUUGCGAAUUUAUGCAUCAAGAUGGUUACCAAACAUUUCAAAGUAUGCAAAUAUUGAGAAGCAGAUAGUACAUCAUCAGUCCGAGUCGGAUUCAAUUGGAAAGCACAGGCUGCUUUUGGAGUCAAUUAUCAGCUUGUUACCAGCUGAAAAGGGGGCAGUUUCUUGUAGCUUCUUGUUGAAAUUGCUUAAAGCAACUAACAUUUUGAAGGCUUCUUGUUCAUCCAAGAUGGAAUUGGCAAGAAGGGUUGGACUUCAAUUGGAAGAUGCUACUGUUAAUGAUCUGUUAAUACCUUGUGUGUCACACACAUGUGACACAAUUUAUGAUGUGGAUAUAGUUAUCACAAUAUUACAAGAGUUCAUGUUGCAGGGGCAAAGUCCCCCAACAAGUCCACUAAGAAGGAAAGGAGAUUUGGAGAGGAGAAGAUCUCGGUCCGCGGAGAAUAUUCACCUUGAAUUUCAAGAAAGUAGGAGAUCUUCUUCAGCAUCACAUAGCUCAAAACUCAAGGUAGCUAAGGUUGUGGAUGGAUAUCUUCAAGAAAUUGCAAGUGACACAAAUUUGCCCCUAUCGAAAUUCAUUUCCAUUGCUGAAGCCAUUCCAGAGUUUGCCAGGCUUGACCAUGAUGAUCUUUACAAAGCCAUUGACAUAUAUCUCAAGGGGCAUCCAGAGCUGAACAAAAGUGAAAGAAAGCGACUCUGCAGAAUAUUGGACUGCAAGAAACUAUCAAUGGAGGUUUGCAUGCAUGCUGCACAAAAUGAAUUACUUCCAUUAAGGGUAGUUGUUCAAGUUCUUUUUUUCGAGCAAGCUCGAGCCGCUAUGUCCGGUGGCCAUGUAACAGAGUUGCCUAGUAACAUCAAGGCCCUUCUAGCAAACCAUGAUGACACAGCCAAGACUUCCGCAUCUUUUAAUAAGGCCAAAAAGACACCAGUUGAUGACCUUAAAUCUCCAAAGUCCAACCUUUCAACUCUGAAAAUGAAGCUAGCUGAAGAUGAUGAUUUGGAUGAACAUUAUGCAGAUGAAAUGGGAAAAUCUUCAAGAAUUAGAGCUUUAUGUGUGCUUCCAAAUCGACCUAAAAAAAUGUUCAGUAAGCUAUGGUCAAACAAUAGAUCAGUUGCAAGUGGAAAGAACUGAUAAUUUUUACCUUUAUUUUGAAGGGUAACAUAUACUCUGUUAUACUAUUGUGGCCUUAAGAUUUUUUUUUUUUUUUUUUCUUUUUCUUAGUUUUCGGGGAACAAUUGUAGUCUUUAGGAGAAGAGAAAUCUUUAUGCUUAAGUAUUGGGGUAAACUGUAACCUAAGCUAAUAAAAGUACAAAAGUUUUACAAUGAGAAGGGGAAAAUUAUGUAUUGAACUUCUUGAGAAUGGAAUUGAAGAAAGAAAUCAUUGAGAAGGA
Lycium ferocissimum is the source of this 2638-nucleotide messenger RNA. Its product is annotated as BTB/POZ domain-containing protein At1g67900-like. The transcript has 4 exons. NCBI's taxonomy places the organism in Eukaryota, Viridiplantae, Streptophyta, Magnoliopsida, Solanales, Solanaceae. The record is from RefSeq and is a predicted model, not a curated record. Bases 519 to 2378 code for a protein of 619 amino acids.